Neurospora hispaniola is the source of this 495-nucleotide messenger RNA. RefSeq lists its product as uncharacterized. The coding region runs from base 1 to 495 and encodes 164 amino acids. The record is from RefSeq and is a predicted model, not a curated record. NCBI's taxonomy places the organism in Eukaryota, Fungi, Ascomycota, Sordariomycetes, Sordariales, Sordariaceae. The transcript is spliced from 2 exons.
AUGCACCUCUCCACCCUCCUCACCUCCCUCGUGACCCUCGGCCUACCUCUAGUCACCCUCACUUCCGCCGCCGCUCUCGACACCACUACUUCUGUUUCCACAUCCAGAAUAUCCAGCACCUAUUCCGCAUCCGUGUCUACAUCCACAUCCAAGUCCACCACCACGUCCGCACCCGACUCUACCAGCCCCCAAACCAUCGAAGAAUACAUCAAAGACAAACUAGCCGACCAAUCCGCGACGAACAAUAACUCUACCACGACAAACGAUAUCACAUCCAUCAAGCACGUCCAAGGGAUGACUAUCGAAGUCCCCACGUGCUGUUGGAAUGGGUGUCGGACUUGUUCGUCGAAGAUCUGUGGAAAGGGCGCGAAUGGGUGUAAUGAGUGGCCUUACUACUCGUGCUGCGCGACCAUCAUCAUUUGGGAUAUCGGAAGGGAUGUGAUGCUGGAUGCGUUUACUACUGCGGGACAGACGGUUGAGUUUGAGUAUGAUUGA